AACCCUUUGUUUCAGUUGUGUAUUGUGGUAGCUGCUACUUCUCCUUCUCCUUCAAAAAUCUAUCCUUUUUUAUUUAUCUCAGGCGCCGCCGUAUUCUCUAAGCCGGCGGUAAAUACCCAUUUCUUCCUCCACCCUUCCCUCUCCUCCAUUAAAAAAAAAAGCCAAAAAAAAAGAGAGAAAUAUUCACAAAAGACAAGAAAGUUUGCUACUUUAGUAAGGUUUAUCGAACGCACUUGGGAUUUUAGUUUGUUUCAUUUAUUAUCUUCUCUAGGUUUUAUUGAUUAAUAACAAGAGGAGAGGGAAGAAAAAGAAAACCCAAAAAAAAAAAACAGAGAAAAAAAAAGAAAUCUGUAAAAAAAAGGUUUUUUUUUGUGGGUUUUAGCUGUUCUGUUUAGAGAGAUGGCGCAGAUUCAAGUCCAGGGGCAAAAUGGGAGUGUUAACAAUGGAGCUGGAGGAGGGAAUAACCAGUUUGUACCGACGUCGCUUUAUGUUGGGGAUCUGGAUUCAAGUGUGACGGAAGCUCAGCUUUAUGAUUACUUUGCCCACGUGGGUCCAGUGCUUACGGUUCGGGUUUGCAAGGACUUGUCAACCCGGAGGUCUCUUGGUUAUGGUUAUGUCAAUUAUGGAAAUCCACAAGAUGCUGCAAGGGCAUUGGACCUUCUGAACUUCACUCUUCUGAAUGGAAAGCCUAUCAGGAUUAUGUAUUCUAAUCGAGACCCUAGUCUUCGUAAAAGUGGUGCUGGGAAUAUUUUUAUCAAGAAUUUAGACAAGGGAAUUGACCACAAAGCCUUGCAUGAUACGUUUUCUGCAUUUGGGAACAUUCUCUCUUGCAAGGUAGCCACAGACUCCUCUGGCCAGUCAAAAGGUUAUGGCUUUGUUCAAUUUGACAAUGAGGAAUCUGCCCAAAAAGCGAUAGAGCAGCUGAAUGGCAUGCUAAUGAAUGAUAAGCAAGUCUAUGUGGGCCCCUUUGUUCGCAAGCAGGAAAGAGACAGUGCUAUCAGCAACGUUAAAUUUAACAAUGUCUAUGUAAAGAAUCUCUCAGAAUCCACAAGUGAUGACGAUUUGAAAACCAUUUUUGGCGAAUUUGGUCUGAUUACUAGUGCUGUGGUGAUGAGAGAACCGGAUGGGAAAUCCAAGGGCUUUGGGUUUGUAAACUUUGAGAACACAGAUGAUGCUGCUAGGGCUGUGGAGUCUCUGAAUGGAAAGAAAUUUGAUGAUAAGGAGUGGUAUGUUGGGAAAGCGCAAAAGAAAUCUGAAAGGGAGCUGGAUCUGAAACUUCAAUUUGAGCAGUCAAUGAAAGAGGCAGCAGAUAAGUUUCAAGGAGCAAACUUGUAUGUUAAGAAUUUGGAUGACAGCAUAAGUGAUGAAAAACUUAAAGAGCUAUUCUCUCAAUAUGGUACCAUAACGUCAUACAAGGUUAUGCGAGAUCCAAGUGGGAUAAGUAAAGGAUCAGGGUUUGUUGCAUUUUCAACUCCAGAAGAAGCAUCAAGAGCUCUUGCAGAGAUGAAUGGCAAAAUGGUUGUCAGCAAACCUCUCUAUGUUGCACCAGCUCAAAGGAAGGAAGAUAGGAGAGCCAGGUUGCAGGCUCAAUUUUCUCAAAUGCGACCAGUUACAAUGUCACCUUCAGUCGCUCCUCGUAUGCCAAUGUACCCACCUGGUGGUCCAGGUCUUGGGCAGCAAAUAUUUUAUGGUCAAGCACCUCCGGCAAUGUUUCCGCAGCCUGGAUUUGGGUAUCAACAGCAGCUCGUCCCUGGUAUGAGGCCUGGUGGAGCUCCCAUGCCAAAUUUCUUUGUACCAAUGGUUCAACAAGGCCAACAGGGUCAGCGUCCCGGUGGCAGAAGGGCUGGGGCUGGUCAGCAAAGUCAGCAACCAGUUCCAUUAAUGCAGCAGCAGAUGCUACCGCGAGGGCGGGUCUAUCGCUAUCCACCAGGGCGUGGUCUACCUGAUGUUUCAAUGCCUAACAUUGCUGGAGGCAUGCUUUCUGUUCCAUAUGAUAUGGGUGGCAUGCCAAUGCGUGAUGCGUCAAUUUCUCAGCCAAUUCCGAUAGGAGCCUUGGCCUCAGCCCUAGCAAAUGCUACACCAGAUCAGCAGAGAACGAUGCUGGGAGAGAAUCUUUAUCCCCUAGUUGAACAGCUGGAGCCUGAUGCAGCAGCUAAAGUUACAGGGAUGCUUCUGGAGAUGGAUCAGACCGAGGUUUUGCAUUUGCUCGAGUCACCAGAAGCUCUAAAAGCGAAGGUUGCUGAAGCAAUGGAGGUUCUUAGAACUGUGGCUCAGCAGCAGCAAACUGGUGGUGCUGCCGCUGAUCAACUGGCUUCAUUGUCAUUAAGUGACAACCUUGUCUCCUGAGUUUUAACUGCCUGCUAGAGUUUUCUCCUUGAACACCAUCGUAGCAUGGCGUUUGUUUAGAUUGAAUCAGUUGCUUCGUUUGAAGCUGGUUAUGACUCUAUACUUCUACAGAGUGUUUUGGAACUUCAAUACCGUCUGACACAAGACUUUCAUGCUUUAUAAUUAAUUGCUAUGUGAUUGAGUUAUGCAUUUCAUGCAUCACACGAUAUCUUUGGGAUUGAAUUGAUUGUUUCUCUUUUGAGUGAAUAA
Gossypium raimondii (Peruvian cotton) is the source of this 2595-nucleotide messenger RNA. RefSeq names its product polyadenylate-binding protein 8. The record is from RefSeq and is a predicted model, not a curated record. Gene Ontology annotation, cellular component: cytosol; ribonucleoprotein complex; nucleus. The transcript is spliced from 9 exons. Gene Ontology annotation, molecular function: mRNA 3'-UTR binding; poly(U) RNA binding; poly(A) binding. NCBI's taxonomy places the organism in Eukaryota, Viridiplantae, Streptophyta, Magnoliopsida, Malvales, Malvaceae. Bases 400 to 2346 code for a protein of 648 amino acids.